Messenger RNA from Prorocentrum cordatum, 5753 nucleotides. Lineage: Eukaryota; Dinophyceae; Prorocentrales; Prorocentraceae. The record is from the annotation of a GenBank genome assembly.
AUGUCCUGCACACUUGCGAUGGCGAAAGGCACUAUCACUACCAGCAACGUGACUUCCUGGGGUUCAUUGGCGCCGUGCCUAGAGACCCUCGAGUCGCACGUCGUUCUCGUCCAGGAGCAUCACCGACGGGACGAGGCGAAGCUCGCCGACCUGCAGCACGAGGUGCUGGAUCACGGGUUCGCGGGCAUCUGGGCGCCAGCAGUGGCAGGCCCCACCUCCGCGGAGGGCACUACGGGCGGCGUCGCGGUCUUGGCCCGCAAGAACAUCCCCGUCACGGCCCCGCCGCUGCUGCCCUCGGCGACACUGUGGCCAGGGCGACUGGUGGCCGCCCACGUGCACUGGGGAGUCCGUGGCGGCAUUGUCUUCGUGUCGGCCUACCUGGUCGACAGCGUUGGCAUGAACGACGUGAACCGAAGCAUCUUCGGCGCGCUCACUCGCUACCUCACGAAGCUCACGGCCUCGGGCAUCGAUUGGAUCGUCGGCGGCGACUUCAAUGGGCCUCCCAGCUGCCUGCCCCUGGCGCAGUUGGAAAAGGCGGGGGGCCUCUGGCUAGCGCCGUCGGCCGACACCUGCCGCCCACAGGCGGGCAGCGGCUCGGUGCUGGACUACUUUCUGGUCGGUGCAAACCUGGCCAGCCGCAUCUCGGCUCCGAGAGUGGAUGAGUUGGGCAUCACCUCCCCGCACCUCCCUGUCAACAUGGAGCUGCGUGCCGCCGACCUGGACAUGCGCGUGAGGAUCCCGAUCGCCCCCAGGGCGAUUCCAGCGGUGCCGCCCAUCGGCUGCAGCCGCGGUGUCGAGGACUGGGCGCCCACUUUGGCCCAGGUGCGCGCCACAACCAGCGCCGAGGAGCUGCCAGCAGCCUGGGACGCCGUCGUCAGCACCUUGGAGCAGGAGCUGUUGGACCGCUACGACCAGGUUGGCGAAGCGCGCAGGCGGUUCGAAGGACGUGCGGGGCCCAUUGCGACCAAGCUGGCGCCAGUCAAGUGGAAGCCGCAAGGGCAGCGUGUCCGAUUGGGGCCUGAUGUCAUCGCGGCCAAGGUCGCGGGCCGAUGGGCGCGUCACUUCAUGGGGGUCAGCGCGUUCCUCGCGAAGGCCAGCAGGAGGCUGCAAACCGCCAGCCUGCAGUGCUCCCUUGUCCCUGAGCAGUACCACGAGCUGGCGGACUUCGUCGCGAGGGCUUUGGAGUAUGGGUCCUUCUUCGAGCAGGGCUUUCGCGUGAUCGGCAACACCGACUUCCUGGAGCAGGCGGGCCGCAUCGUCCAGUUCGCCAAGGACGCCCACGCGGACGCGCUCAAGGUCAGGCAGCAGAGCUGGAUCCAGUGGGCCAACGACAGCCUGCGGAACGGCGCUGGCAAGGCGCACCGCUUCACCAAGCUGCGGGCGAUGCAGGAGGUGCUGGCGCAAUGGCAGGGCACCCACACCGAGCUCACCACUGGACGGCUCGCCCAGACCUUCGUCCCGCAGCAGCAGGUCGCCAGCCAGCACCUGAUCUGCGACCGGGAGAUGAAGGCCUGGGAGGACGUCUGGUCGUGCCACAAGCUCGAGGCGCUGGAAAGGCCAGCUGACUUCGACGAAUGGGACGACCUCGAAGACCUCACCGUGGAGGCGCUGCAGCGGGCCGCCUGCAGCUUCCCCACCACCACGGCGCUCGGCCCAGCGCAGAUCGGCAUGCGCGCGCUCGCCUUUCUCACGGACGACGGCGUUUACACCUGCGGCCAGCUCUUCAUGAAGUGCGAGGCGCUGGGGGCUUGGCCCAGCGAAAGGCUGUGGCACGCUAUGUGCCGCAUCCCCAAGGCCUCUGGCGGCUGCAGGCUGAUCACGCUGAUGCACUCGCUAAUCCGAUGGUGGUCGAGGGCUCGUGCCUCGACGUCCAAGGCGUGGCUGACGGCGCACCCCAAUGCCAGUAUUUGGGGCAUGGGCGGCGGCAGAUCUUCCUCCGACUCCGCCUUCGACCUCAACCUUGAGACGGAGGUAUCGGACUGCCUGGACGAGCACGUCGUAAUCGUCAUGCUGGACGCCUGGAAGUUCUUUGAGACGAUUAAGCCCGAGUGGCUACUCAUCGAGGCGCGGCUGCUGGGCAUGCCGCUGCGGUUGGUCUGGAUGUUGAUUGAGCUAUACAGGCAGCCGAGGCGGCUGCAAGCUUUCGGCUCGGUGUCCUACGCGGUCGUGUCACAUCAGGGCGUGCUCGCAGGAUGCACUCACGCCUGUGCCAUGGUCACCUUGCUCAUGUUCAGGCUGCUCGAGCAGGUGCGAGAUGCAGGCGUCACCCCGAGGGCCCUCAUCGACGACGUCACCUUGCAGUGGCGCGGGAGGCGGCUCUCGCAACUGGGCGUGCUUUGGGCGGCCACCACCAGGUUCCGCGAGGGCGCCCAGGAGCGAGGCAUUGUCGUGCAGCCCACCAAGUCGGGCUACUUGGUCUCAUCGGACGCGGCUGCUCGCGAGUGUGCCCGACACGCGGCGGCCCGCAAGCUGACCAAGAUGCGCUGGGCCCGCAACCUGGGGCACGAUCUGGGCGGGCGCAGAAUCGCUAGGCUCCAGACGGCAAAGCGGGUGCGGCAGCUCAAGGAGCGGCGCGGCAAGUUGGCAGCUUUCAAAGGGGAUACGGCGAUCAACCUCCUCACCACGUGCCCGAAGGACGUCAGGAUGCAUCUGACCGGCGGCGUGCAACGCUGGCAGGCGAGGCAGAUCGCGGCGCACCACCGCCAGCACGGCGAGGUCAAGCCUUGGGUGCGGGCCAUGCGGCUCUGCGUGGGCGACGGGCGCGCGGCGUUGGCGGAGGGCCCGUCGGCCACCAGCCUGCGUCACCACUGGGCAACGGUGGCCUGGACGCAACAGGCCCAGCACGACCUUGGGCUGGCGGCGGCGCCGAAUUGCAGGGCCUGCGGACAUCCGUCCGACUCGCCUGGGCACAGAUUUUUCGGUUGCGAGGUACUCGUGCAGCCGCUCACAGAGGAGGAGCAGGACGAGCAGCUGCCGCCCGAGCCGAUGCAGGCCACCCGCACCUUCAUGUGCGACAAAGGCCUGCAGGAGGGCGGCAGCUUCGAGAGCGCCGACUUCCAAAUGUGCUUGCCCUGCAUGCCGCCAUUCGUGCCGCCCGCCGCGGAGCAGGCCGAGGUGAAGUUCUGGGGCUGCUGGCCUAGCCAAGGGGCGGACACGGCUUCCUGCAGCAACGCCGUCUUCACCGAUGGCUCAGCGCGGCCUGAAGUGAGAUGGAUCCCCGCGCAUCAGGACAUGGAUGCGUACUUGGACCGAGGCCUCCACCCGUUGCUGUACUCUGGCAACAUGUGGGCCGACUGGUUCGCUCGGCAAGGAGCCAUGCAGCACACCGUGUCGAAGGUGUACGAGGAGUUCUACAACAUCGAGCUGCAACACUACAAGAGCCUGGCAAAGUACGUCGGCUGGGCGAUGCAGAGGACGAUGCACGCAGGCCGCUGGGAUGCGCCCGAGCAGACAGCCCGCCCGCCAAAGGUGCCCAAGGUGCAGGCGGCGACUGUGAUCAGCCACUCCCUGGUUCGCCUGAACGGGACGGCGGUGGUGCUGUGCCGCGCUUGCUGCAGGCAGACCAGCGGGCAGACGGGGCCCACAUGGACGCAGUUCGCGCGUUCAGCUUGCGAGGCCAGCCAGUACACCGCGCUGCGGGCCGAGGCCAUCAUCGCGCACGUCGGCGCGCAGCCCAUUGUGGUCUCGGAGGCGGGCGAGUUCGCUAUGCAGGCGAUCGAGCGCGCGGCGUGCCCCGAAGAUGCGGGGCCCAGGCCAGCCGAGCCUGCCCCCUGGGGCUCAGGGGACGGCACCAUCGAGAUGCAGGGGCACAGGCUGAGGCGCGCAGGGCCCACCAUCUACUGCGAGGUAUGCGUGGCGUGGGCGGCGACAGGCUCCUCACUGGCCCUGGCUGCGCCCUGCGCUGGCCCGCCCAGCGCCGAGGGCAAGAACCAGCGCACCUACCUGUCCAACCUCAGGGCGCGGCUCAAGAAGCUCAGCCAAGGGCUGCACCCCAAGACAGGAAAGGUGCUUACUUGGGGAGGUGCAGGCGAGGCUCCAGACGGCCCCAGAACAUGGGCCACAGCGGCGGCCAGCGCGGCCGCGGGCGACAUGGCCUCUGGGGGCGACGGCGCUGCAGAGCGGCCAAGCGGCAGGCACGCGCAGAAGGAACAGGGCGAGGCGACCAGGCCUGGCCAGGACCACGAGAUGCGCGAGGUGCCUGCAGGGGCUGGAGGUUCCGACGCAGUCCAGACCAAGAAGCCUGCUUGGCGGGUGCGACGGCAGGAGCUCCUGGAACGGAUGCAGCGAAGGCAGCAGCAUCUGCUAGCCGAACGUGGUCCAGCAGCCGCCAGCGGCGCGCAGCGUGAUGAGGGAGACAUGGCCGACGGCAGCUUGCCCUCGGCCUAUGGAGCGCACCAAUGCCCCGACGGGGGCACCACUGGACUGGUGACGCUCCAGCCGCCGCCAGCUGCCCCAGACGUGGGGGUGGUCGAUGCCUGUCUGGCGGCGGGGCCGUCGCGGCUGCCUGCGCCCUUGAGGUGCGACCUGGCACACGAGGUGACGCUGACCACGGACCACCAGGAGGGCGCCGUGACCAGCCCUCAGGACAUGAGCAGCCCGCCGCAGCCGUUCUCGACUACCGAUAUGGCCAGCACCAGGGGUGGCAGGGGACCUGCAAAGUGCGGUCGCGAAUGCGGCCCCGCCCUGAGUGCUGGCAGGUCUGACAACUCGCAGCGGGCGAUGCCAGGCAUGGCCAGUGACAAGGGUGGCAGGAGGCCUGCAAGCCGCGACCCUGAGUGCGGCCCCACCUUGGGCACUGGCGGCGACGGCAGCCAGGCCCACCGCGUGCGGCGACGAUUUACGGCCUGGGCCAGGGGUGGCAGGGGACCUGCAAUGUGCGUGCGUGAGUGCGGCCCCGCCCUGAGCCCAGGAUGCGACGAGGACCGCGACGGCAAGGGUAUGGCCAGCGCCAGGGGUGGCAGGGGACCUGCAAAGUGCAGUCCUGUGUGCGGCCCCGCCCUGGGCACUGGCAGCGGGUCUCUGGAAGCGGCGUCGCCUGAGGAGGACCAGCGGCAGCCGCAGCUGGCUUCUGGGGAGGCGUGUCCACGUGCAGCUACGGCUGGUGCCAGGGGUGGCAGGGGACCUGCAGUUUGCGGUCCUGAGUGCGGCCCCGCCCUGAGCACCAGCACCCACCCCGAGCGGCGACGGAUUACGGCCUGGGCCAGGGGUGGCAGGGGACCUGCAAUGUGCGUGCGUGAGUGCGGCCCCGCCCUGAGCCCAGGAAGCGACGCGGACCGCGACGGCAUGUGCAUGGCCAGCACCAGGGGUGGCAGGGGACCUGCAAGUGCCGACCGUGUGUGCGGCCCCGCCCUGAGUGCUGGCAGAGUUGCGGUGGCUCGGCCUGAGCCAGCGCAGCCGAGGCGCAGCGUCGCGCCCAGGCUUGAGCUGCAGGUCGCUGGAUGGGCGCGGUACUGGACCCAGGCUCCCGAGGUCGGCGAGACGAUGGAGUGCUACAGCGAGUGGCUCGACCACUGCGUCGGCUACGUCACGCAGAUCCUGUCCCAGCCGCGCUUCGCCACCAGGCUGCGGGCGCGUGGGAGGACGGCCGAGGAGAUGGCCGAGGAGAUCUGCGAGCGGGCCUGGGGGACUGGCAUGCCCGCGAGGCGGGCCUACUACAGGUGGCGCCACACGCUGACGCGGUCGCAGAGGAUCGUGUCGGACUGCAUGCGGCGCUACGACUACGUGCGCCUGCGGACGUGGCUGGCCGAGCUGCG